CGGCUACUUUACGCUGCUAGCGUAGCGUACGUGCAGGCAGACAUGACCAUUCCCUGGUGAAGAAGAAAAGUCUCCCAUCCCAUUCACAGCAGCAUUAAGUGAAACCCUCAAGGGAGCCGGCGGAGUGAUAAUGCUGCUCGGGAGCUGGUGUCUGGCCCUGGUCCUCCCUGCCCUGGUCGCCGCUCAGUAUGAGGAGUACAGCUUCAAAAGUUUCCCGCAGAGCGAUCUCAUGCCGCUGGAUUCUGCGUACAGCCACGCUCUGGAGCUGUACGCCGAGCACAAAUGGGCAGAGAGCGUCAAGUACCUGGAGCUCAGCCUGCGGCUCCACCGCCUGCUGCGGGACAGCGAGGCAUUCUGCAGCCGCAACUGCAGCUCCGUCAGCCGGGACAACGACACGCUGUUCGCCGACAACAGCCUCCGCAUCGUGCGGCAUUUCCUUCUCAGGGCGUCGUGCCUUAAAAAGUGCAAGGCGAACUUCCCGGUGUUUAACAUCGCUUAUCCACGGAGGGAUGUCCUGGAAGCCUUCGACAAAAGGACGCCUUAUCGGUACAUACAGUAUGCAUACUACCAGCUUAACCACUUGGAGAAGGCUGUGGCAGCAGCCCACACCUUCCUACAGAAGAACCCUGAUGAUCCAUACUUAACCAAGAACAUGAACUACUAUAAGACGCUGUUUGACGUGGAGGAGUACCUCAUCAACCAAGAGGAGCAGCCGUAUGAGAGCGUGUUCCUGAAGGCCGUGAAGCUCUACAACAGCGGAGACUUCAGCAGCAGCACCCGCAACAUGGAGCAGGCCUUGACCGAGUUCUUCGACAUAUACGACCUCUGCUUAGCGGGCUGCGAGGGCUCGUACGAGAUCACCGAGUUCAAAGACUUCUAUCCCACCCUGGCAGAUCUGUACAUCGAGGUGCUGAAAUGUAAGGUGAAAUGCGAGGAGAACCUGACGCCCAACGUCGGAGGUUUCUUCGUGGAGAAGUUUGUCGCCACCAUGUACCACUACCUCCAGUUUGCUUAUUAUAAAAUGAAUGAUGUAAAGAACGCCGCUCCGUGCGCGGCUAGUUACAUGCUCUUUGACCCCGACGAUAAGGUGAUGCAGCAAAACGUAGCGUACUAUCACUUCUAUCAGGAGCAGUGGGGACUAGAAGAGAAAGACUUCCAGCCUCGGCCUGAGGCUCUGCGCUUCUUCAACCAGACGACCAAGCAGAAAGAGAUGCUGGAGUUUGCACUGAACUACCUACAAACAGAUGACGAGGACGUGGUAAGUCCAGAAGAGGUGGGCGCUUCUCACUCAGAGCCUCCUGAUGCCGAGUUUGAGGGCGUCGGAGACUAUGAGGAGUCCUUUAUGGCUGAUUGGUGGCAGGAGCCCAAAACCAAGUGGGACACCGGAGAGGCGGCCGAAUGACGUCCGUCCGUCCGUCCGUCGUCCCCCGAGUAGACACUUCCUCAUCCAACUCUCAUGAAAACAUGCCAAAGAAUGUAGGGCAGCCUACAGAGACAGACCCCGUGCAUUCACAGCAGCAUUCAUCUGAGAAACACAGCACACACACACACACACAGUCAUGUGCUGUUGGCCCAGCUGAGGGGGAAAAAAGGAGAAAUUCAUCUAUUGACUCCUAAUCAAGAUCAAAGAUCAACAUUCUCUGCCAAUGCUGCCAUCAGCCUUUUUAAAAACAUUAUUUUUAUUAUCUAUAGCUGGCUUUUUUUCUCGGCUACAUUUUUGUACUUGUUAAAGACUGUUACAGUGUUUUUUUUUUUUGUUUUUUUUUACAGUUUUUUAUUUAAUGAAAGCUGGAUGCCUGUGUGCCUUGGUGUCAGGAAUGUGAUAUGUGCCUUAUACUGAAUGACAUGUCAACCAACUACGGUGUUGUUACUGAACUGGGAAGAGAAACCGCCAAAUAAUUUGUCUGUCAACUGCAGAUAAUUUGUUUAUAAUUAAAGUAACAUAUUCUUUUAAUAUA
This is a messenger RNA of Myripristis murdjan (pinecone soldierfish), 1958 nucleotides long. RefSeq names its product prolyl 3-hydroxylase family member 4 (inactive) (gene p3h4). Gene Ontology annotation, molecular function: collagen binding; protein binding. Gene Ontology annotation, cellular component: endoplasmic reticulum. The coding region runs from base 131 to 1402 and encodes 423 amino acids. Gene Ontology annotation, biological process: collagen fibril organization; peptidyl-lysine hydroxylation. The record is from RefSeq and is a predicted model, not a curated record. Lineage: Eukaryota; Metazoa; Chordata; Actinopteri; Holocentriformes; Holocentridae. The transcript is spliced from 7 exons.